AUGGCCGCAGCAGUUAUGCCCAUGUGGACCGGCUUCCCGGCUGGCAUUGGGAUGGCACCAAAGCCUGAUCUAUGGAUGCCCCCUCCGCCGCCUCCGAGGAAAGUUCUUAAAUGCAAAGCGACCAGUCAUGAUUUCGAAAGAAAACUGUCUCCUCGCUUCAUCGUCUCGGACAAGAUUCUCGGUAAUGCCGCAGAAGAAGAGUACGAUGGUGACUCCAUACUGCUUAAUAUGCCGUAUGAGAUUCUCCUCACCAUCUACGACAGUGUCGACCAUGCUCCUUCGCAGAUUGCCCUAGCCCUGACUUGCAAGCGAAUGGCUGUUGUGGCCCGGGAUGUCCAUCUGUCGUUGUCGACAGUCUCACCAAAAUAUGCAGGUUUCCUGCCGAGACGGGUAUUCGAUGUUCCAGAUCUGAUGGCCCAACUGAAACCAUGGAUGCCGUCCAAUCUCCGCCUUUGCAACCACUGCCUGACCAACAGACCUCUGCGGGAGGACUACUGGAGCACGGUGGCUGGUUGUGAAAUCAGCAACUUCUGGAUCCAGAAGACAGGCUGGAAUUUCCAUGACGGCAACUGGCACAAGCGGGUCCACGAUAUCUGCCCCGCGUGCCAUAUCUGGUGCUGUUUGAGUGACUACAACGAUUGCGAUGGCUGUCGAGCUCUGGGGAGACUGGGCGAUAUUGAUUGGUCCCGUGUCGAGGAGUGCCGACGGCGGAGAAUCGAACAUGAUAUCCAACUUGGCAGAUUCGCGACUUGA
Molecule: messenger RNA, 753 nt
Organism: Exophiala dermatitidis NIH/UT8656
Lineage: Eukaryota; Fungi; Ascomycota; Eurotiomycetes; Chaetothyriales; Herpotrichiellaceae
Exons: 2
Coding region: 1-753 (250 amino acids)
Source: RefSeq, a predicted model, not a curated record